AUGAGCGUGGAAGUGCUCGACGGCGCCACCGUCCGCAACUUCGUGGAGGACGAGAGCUCCUUCAACGGCUCCGUCGACGGGCGCUUCGCCGCCCUCGACACCGACAGCGACGGGCUGCUCAGCUACGAUGAGAUGGCUGGGGAGAUCGAGAGCCUCCGGGUCAUGGGCACCCACUUCGGCGGCGUCGACGAGGUGACGCCGGCGCCGGAGGAGCUCAGGCAGCUGUAUGGGUCCCUCUUCGCUCAGUUCGACCGCGACGGCAACGGCACGGUGGAUUUGGAGGAGUUCCGGUCGGAGACGAAGGAGAUGUUGCUUGCAGUGGCCAACGGACUGGGUUUCCUGCCGGUGCAGAUGGUGCUAGAAGAAGGGAGCCUCCUCAAGACGGCCGUGGACAGGGAGUCCGCCAAGAUCGAGUCUUGUUGA
Spirodela intermedia is the source of this 423-nucleotide messenger RNA. The record is from the annotation of a GenBank genome assembly. Lineage: Eukaryota; Viridiplantae; Streptophyta; Magnoliopsida; Alismatales; Araceae.